AUGAAGUUUUUCACCCUGUUCAUGAACCUGCUGAAUGAGUGCGGGGAGGAGGAGCUGGAGAAGCAGCAGCAGCGGGGGGGGGGCGGGGCGGGGAAGUCCCUGCGCAACGCCACCAUCCAGGCCAUGUCCAACCUCCUCUCGGCGAACAUCGACUCCGGCCUCAUGCAUUCCAUCGGGCUGGGCUACCACAAGGACCUGCAGACGCGGGCGGCGUUCAUGGAGGUGCUGACGAAGAUCCUGCAGCAGGGGACGGAGUUCGACACGCUGGCGGAGACGGUGCUGGCGGACCGGUUCGAGCAGCUCGUCGGGCUCGUCACGAUGAUGGGGGACAAGGGGGAGCUGAGCAUUGCGGUCGCCCUGGCCUCGGUCGUCCCCACUUCCCAAAUGGACGAGUUGGCGCGGGUGUUCGUGACCCUGUUCGACACGAAGCACCUGCUGACCCCGCUGAUGUGGAACAUGUUCUACCGGGAGGUGGAGGUGUCGGACUGCAUGCAGACGCUGUUCCGCGGGAACUCCCUCGGCUCGAAGAUCAUGGCGUUCUGCUUCAAGAUCUACGGGGCGGCGUACCUGCACAGCCUCCUCCACCCGCUCAUCAAGCCGCUCCUGGACGAGCCCCCACUGAGCUACGAGGUGGACCCGGCCCGAUUGCCAUCCGGUGAGAUUCUGGAGACCAACCGGCGGAACCUCAUGAGCCUGACCGAGAAGAUCUUCAACGCGAUCAUUUCCACCGCCGAUCAAAGUUUCAACCGACGAUUAUUUUCCCGUCGACCCGUUGGUUUCGUCCGACUCAGGUUCCCGCCGCAGCUGAGGAGCAUGUGCCACUGCCUGUACCAGGUGCUGAGCAAGCGGUUCCCGCAGGUCCCGCAGAACAUCGGGGCCGUCGGGACGGUCAUCUUCCUCCGCUUCGUCAACCCGGCCAUCGUGUCUCCGUACGAGAUGGGGAUCGUGGAGUCGCAGCCCUCCCCGGCCGUGAAGCGGGGCCUCAUGCUGGCCAGCAAGAUCCUGCAGAACAUUGCCAAUCACGUGGAGUUCUCCAAGGAGCAGCACAUGCUGGCCUUCAACGACUUCCUGCGGCAGCACUUCGAGCCGUGCCGGAGCCUCCCGAUUUCCCUGCUCGAAGACGACCGACCUCCCUCUCCGUCCCCCCACAGGUUCUUCAUCCAGAUCUCCCUGGACGCCGUGGUGGAGGACCAGCCGCAGCACAGCAUCUCCUUCAUCAGCGACGCCAACGUGCUCGCCCUGCACCGCCUGCUGUGGACGCACCAGGAGCGCAUCGGGGAGUACCUCGCCCGCUCCACCAAGGAGACGGGGGACCCGAAGGCCAAGUGCCGGCCGUACGAGAAGCUGGCCACCCUCCUGGCCUACCUGGGGCCGCCGGAGCACAAGCCGCUCGACUCGCAGUGAGGACCUUGUUGCAC
This is a messenger RNA of Darwinula stevensoni, 1418 nucleotides long. NCBI's taxonomy places the organism in Eukaryota, Metazoa, Arthropoda, Ostracoda, Podocopida, Darwinulidae. The record is from the annotation of a GenBank genome assembly.